UGAGCUGUCACUGUGAAUUUUUCAGUACUUCUUCAGUGUGAAUGAAUUUUUCUUCGUACUCCAACUUGGCUAUACGAAGGGCUCAGUAAAAUAAGAAAAUAAUAUUAAGGUUUUGCUGUGUAUUGUGAAUAAAUUCUAGGAGGUACAAAUUUAAAUAAAAUACAUUAAAGAUGUCCAUAUCAGCACGUCAAGCACAAAAGGAGCAUGUCCUGGCUGUAUCCAGGGAUUUUAUCUCCCAACCACGUUUAAGUUAUAAAACUGUGUCAGGUGUCAAUGGUCCAUUGGUCAUUUUGGAUGAAGUCAAAUUCCCCAAAUUCGCCGAAAUCGUUCAGCUUCGUUUGGCUGAUGGCACUGUGCGUUCUGGUCAAGUGCUUGAAGUAAGCGGCUCUAAGGCCGUCGUACAAGUGUUCGAGGGUACUUCUGGUAUUGACGCCAAGAACACAGUUUGCGAGUUCACUGGCGAUAUUUUGCGUACGCCUGUGUCAGAGGAUAUGUUGGGUCGUGUCUUCAACGGUUCCGGAAAACCCAUUGAUAAGGGUCCACCAAUUUUGGCUGAAGACUUCUUAGAUAUUCAAGGUCAACCCAUUAAUCCAUGGUCACGUAUCUACCCAGAGGAAAUGAUUCAAACUGGUAUCUCAGCUAUUGAUGUCAUGAACUCCAUUGCUCGUGGACAAAAGAUUCCCAUUUUCUCUGCUGCUGGUUUACCGCACAAUGAAAUUGCUGCUCAAAUUUGUCGUCAAGCUGGUCUUGUUAAGGUUCCUGGCAAGAGUGUAUUAGAUGACCAUGAAGACAAUUUCGCUAUUGUAUUCGCUGCUAUGGGUGUUAACAUGGAAACUGCACGUUUCUUCAAACAAGAUUUCGAAGAAAAUGGUUCUAUGGAAAAUGUGUGUCUUUUCUUGAACUUGGCUAAUGAUCCUACCAUUGAACGUAUUAUCACUCCACGUUUGGCGCUGACUGCUGCUGAAUUCUUGGCUUAUCAAUGCGAGAAACACGUAUUGGUUAUUCUUACUGACAUGUCCUCAUACGCCGAAGCUUUGCGUGAAGUAUCAGCUGCUCGUGAAGAAGUACCCGGUCGUCGUGGUUUCCCCGGUUACAUGUACACUGAUUUGGCUACUAUCUAUGAGCGUGCUGGUCGUGUUGAAGGCCGUAAUGGUUCUAUUACACAAAUUCCAAUUCUUACUAUGCCUAACGAUGAUAUUACCCAUCCAAUUCCCGAUUUAACUGGUUACAUUACUGAGGGUCAAAUUUACGUCGAUCGUCAGUUGCAUAACAGACAAAUCUAUCCUCCAGUGAAUGUGUUGCCAUCACUUUCACGUUUGAUGAAAUCUGCCAUUGGUGAAGGUAUGACACGUAAAGAUCACUCUGAUGUCUCCAAUCAGUUGUACGCCUGUUAUGCUAUUGGUAAGGAUGUGCAAGCCAUGAAAGCUGUCGUCGGUGAGGAAGCUCUGACGCCUGAUGAUUUGUUGUAUUUGGAAUUCUUGAGCAAAUUUGAAAAGAAUUUCAUCUCUCAGGGUAAUUAUGAGAAUCGUACUGUCUUCGAAUCAUUGGAUAUUGGCUGGCAAUUGUUACGUAUCUUCCCCAAGGAAAUGCUUAAACGUAUACCAGCUUCCAUUUUGGCUGAAUUUUAUCCUAGGGACUCACGCCAUUAAAUUGUUUUCUGGGUCUUUCAUUGUAUAUUUUAAGCUAGAAUCAUAUAUUCGUUUUGUGCGAAUAGAGAUUCUAACGUUGUUCUUUAAUGCAAUAUUAUAUAAAUAUAAAGCAACUAUUUUAAAACAA
This is a messenger RNA of Teleopsis dalmanni, 1776 nucleotides long. RefSeq names its product V-type proton ATPase subunit B. Gene Ontology annotation, molecular function: ATP binding; proton-transporting ATPase activity, rotational mechanism. The transcript is spliced from 5 exons. Gene Ontology annotation, biological process: ATP metabolic process; proton transmembrane transport. Lineage: Eukaryota; Metazoa; Arthropoda; Insecta; Diptera; Diopsidae. Gene Ontology annotation, cellular component: proton-transporting V-type ATPase, V1 domain. The coding region runs from base 171 to 1649 and encodes 492 amino acids. The record is from RefSeq and is a predicted model, not a curated record.